UAUUUGGCACUUCACACCGAACUAUUGCUGCAAAAUUUUUGGGGAUUUAUUUUCGCUCAUACAUGAACGAUGCAAAAUAGGAAUUUAUUAAACUUCAACAACUCUGAGUCGUGAUGCCUCCUCAAGUGCUGUGAUGUGAUGAUGGAAGUACGCAGCAAACAGAAACGUCUUGGCCCAGCGCCAAUUGCUUCAUUCGAGAAAUCCUUCGAGGAUCCUUCACCAUUGACUGUAGCAGCUACAGCUGCUCAAACAGAAUUUGCUGAGCUAAGCAAUAAUAUAGGCCUGGAUGAUGGCGAUGAGGACGAGGCACCACUAACCCAAGUGGCAGAGGAUAAUCGUAGAAAUGGCACAGCAUGUGGCAAUGCGGAUGGCUUUGACGAAUACAGCCAUGGCGAGAUUGGUCCUAGGACUAUGGCUGCCGCUGGGAGGAUGGAUAUAAAUGAUAGUGGCACAACAUGUAAAAAGUCCAUAACAACGAAGACGGCAAUGGCCACGACAACCUCCAUUAAAAUGACAACAACAGCAGCCACGCCAGUCGAUCCCCCCACGAUGACCACGACGACGACCAGUGUGGCGGGCCACCACGCCAUGGGUAGCUCAAAAAUGAGACAGGAUAACAACAAUAGGCAACAGCACCCAGGAAAGGUACCCCCGGCGCCCCCCACAAGAUCGGCCACCACGACGACCACGGCAAGGGCCAACAGCAAUAGCAAUAAUGCCAUGGCGCACACACUACACACUGCAGGCGGUGCUGGGGCGGCAAUGCGCGGUCCCACCGCCACCUUAUGUACCCCCUCAACGCCACGCAUUGAACUGAGUCGAGCCUCAUCAUCGUCGCAUCAUGAGGAGGAUAGUCGUGACAGUAGUCCCGAAAAUGUCUUUGAACAGGUGGGCACUGGCACCCUACAGGAAUCAUUGGAUAUGGGUUUUCGAGAGGAAGGUGCUUUGGAAUUGCGUAGCUCAACAGAGGAAUUGUAUUUUAUGGAUCCGGCGCAUAAGAAGGAAGAGGAAGCCAAAUUGCAGCAAUUGCUGCAACAGUUGAAGGAAUAUUUGGAGGCCAAACGUUCAUCGCCGCACAUGUUCAAAAUUGAAGAUCAUCAAACAUAUUUGCAACAACACCAACGCAAAGACUCAGCCAGCUCAGAGGUGGCUGCUUUACUUUGUAUCUCUGGUCGCACCAGCCGCAUCUCCAGUGUUGGCAGUCAGGGGUCGGCUGUAAGUCGCCUCUCUGCCGUUUCGGGAGUUUCACGUUCACCAUCGCCACAUCGCAUGCUUUUGGAGACUUCAUUUUGUGGCCCCAAGCCAGUGGAAACCAUCAUUGGUGUAAGUGUGGGUUCGGUAGCCGAUCACCCGGCCACAGCGCUACUCGAACAGGUGCUGCUGGCCCGCAAUCAAGACACUACACAGGCUAUAUUAGCCGAAGGCAUACAAUUGGAAUCAUCGCCCAAACGUAGACCACCCACCUCCUUGACGAAUGGAGAUGCUAAGCUGACGGCCAAAAUUAAAGCACAAAACAAGCCCGAAACACGAGAUGUCAACGAAAUUUCUGUAAUGGGUGCCCAGCGUGCCGCCACCAAGAGCCCCGGUCAGAUGAUAGUGGGUAAGACCCCCAGUGGUACCGAAUAUAUACGUAUUAACCUUAAGCCAGACCAUAUGUACGACGACCAAGGUAUUGCGCCCCAUGAAAAAGUAGUAGAAGCUCCCGAUACUCUUGUCCCUGUAUAUGCUCGUUCGCAAACAAAACCUGCCUCUCUGUGUCUAACACAAAAAUCUAAAGGAGAUAAUCUUUUAACACCCACAGUGAGUCCCAAGCCUUCGCGUAAGUCAAAGGACCAUGGUAGUCGCUCGCCUUCCCCGGCUACCGUUUCGGUUUCCCGGAAAUCUUCGUUCAGUUCGUUAUUCCGUUUUGGCGGUGGGGGCAAGGAUUCGCCUGACUCGCCGCGCGAUCGAGCGCGACCACGCAGCAAAAGCAAAGAACGUGGUCAAACGCCCCAGUCGCAGAAUCCCACACCCAAUAAGCAGAAAUCGGUAUUGGCCAUAUUCAAGCCGGGUAAGCGAGGUAGCUCGGCGGGAGCCGAAAGCACCAGGGCAUCGAAGUCAUCAUCACCCAUAGAUUCGCACGAAAUGCAACAGCUCCAGCCCCGAAGUAAAUCGCAGACGCCUGUCGUUCAGUCGGCAAGUGGCUCGAGACCCAAUAGCCGCCUGCGGUACUAUGACGACCCGGUCGAUGGCUACAUACACAUACCGCUGCACACGCCACCCGAAGAGAAGGAGGCACGCAAGAUAUUCCAGAACAUCCAAAGCCUUAAUACUUCUGCUGCUCCAGUUUUUACUGCUCCCUCGACUACACCUGUUCCGCCUCCGGUCAUGCCGGAGCCAGUGAAGCUUCCCCAGGCCACAGCCAUAACCAUGAGCGACUUGCAGGCCGCUGUUAAAAAUCUAAAACCAGUAGGGGCCCGAAAAAACUCGAUAUCGGGGGCACACGUGCCCCCGGCCCCUCCACCACCUCCACCAGCAGCAGCAGUGGCGGAAACAAAGGUUACGACAAUAGUCACGCAACAACAACGCGCCCAGGUUCCCCUUAGGCACAUUGAAAACCUCGAUGCCAUACACACCUUGCCGCAGGACGAUGAUAGCAAGGAGCGCACCUGGAGUCUAGAAGUUAAUCGUCACAGCUCCCAGGACUCGCAAGAGACAGUGGGCUCGGGUGAGAGCUAUGCGAGCGCCAUACGGGUUGCCACCCAAAAACCCCAAUUGGCCGAAGUCAAGGAGCAUGUGGUCCAGGAAAAUGGUAUCGAAGCUGAAAUCCAUCGCCUUCCCUCCGUGGAGAGUACCACCAGUGCGGCUGAUGUACGAGUGGUCGAGACUAAGGCCACCAUCAAUUCGGCAGCCAUGCUUGAGGGAGAUGCCAGCACCAAGGAGAGAAGAAAAAUCCUAUUCACUACUCGCCUGGGUUCUGGCAGUCAAGAUCUGAUAUUUGCCACUCAGUUCAGUAUAUCGAAGACAGAUAGUGUGUCCAGCCACAUGUCCGAGAAUACCCAGGACACUUUGUCGGCAGAGUCCAACAAUGACAACUUGCGGAGACAGAACACCGUCAUAAAAAAGUCGCCCGAAGAAGGCCCAUCGGAUCAACCGCAGAUGAGUAGAAAGGAUUCCUUUAAAAUUGAGCGCAAGGAUUCAUUUAAAAUGUCUCGCAAAGACUCUUUCAAAAUGGAUCGUUCGGAGCCAAGAGAAGAACUCGAACGCAAGGAAUCGUUUAAAAUCGAGCGCAAGGAGUCUUUUAAGAAAUCCCCACAAGCCAUAGCACAAAUCGAAGAGCAAAGGGAAAUCUUAAAGAAAUCGGAGACCCGAGAAUCUCUGAAGAAGCAGGACUCCUACGAACGCCAAAUGAUGAUGGGUCGCAAGAAGUCAGUGUCCACGUCAGAAGAUGAAAUGAAAAAGAGACCCACCUCGGCCUCAGGUCCUCCCGUGGUAUUGCGCCGCAAGCCUUCCUCUGGCGAAGAAUAUGCCAAAACCCAUCAGUCUCGCUCAACCUCGGAGGAUGACAACGAAGUUGCCUUGGCAAAUCAUCGUCAUUCGAGGUACCUAGAGAACUUUGAUGUGCGUAAGAAGUACCACGAAAAUGUCCAGGGGCCGCCUUUGCCACGCAAACCCCGACGACAGAGUGGUGGUCAAGAUAAUAACCCACCUGAAACUAUUCAAACCUCCCAGGAGCUAACUAAAGAGCAAUAUCAACGUAAACCACAACCACAGCUGCCUCAACCUCCGCCACCCUCUACAGAUCCUACCCCACUACCCUCACCAUCCCGCAGGGAGACGGAAACUACACCCAUUCCACAUCAGCAGACCGCUGAGCCCCGCUCACAGUCGCAAUCUCCCGUAGAUAAGGCCCGACAAACACCACCCAAACCACCGCGAACCUCCACUCCAACGCGGCGUUCGCAAGCCGCUUCGCCCACAAAAACCUCCUCGUCCUCGGUGCACACAUCAUCUGCGACGGCCACGGGUACUCCCUUGAAGAAGCCCUAUGCACACAUCGAUCGACAAUCAGUGCACUCUACCGAUGAGCCUGUCGAAUCCUCGGAGUCCGAACGCGAUUCCGACUUGGCGGCGGCGGCAGAGUCCAAACGCCGCCAUCUGGCAUUGAAUGUGGGAUGCAUUGAAGAUCACGAAAGUACCGGUUUGGUGUCCCAGGAAUCGUUUGACGACGAGCUUCCCUACAUACCCACAAACUUGCCAGAGGAAAAGGGUCAGGUGGUGCCUCUCAUACCCAUGAAGGAGAGGGCCAAUAUGGAGCUCAAGACAUGUCCAGUGGAGAGGCCACGCUCUACCACUCCUCUAAAUCCUUCCCACUUAGAGGAGUACUGUGGCAUUGUAAACACUCCAGAUGCUACGCAUGACUUCCCAGGCGUGGUGCCAGUGCGAGGGGAGAAACUGCGCAUUAGCUUGCCACGCAAGGAUUCCAAAAAGGACAUACAAAGCAGCAAAUCCCCCAGACGUAUAUCGAAUGCCAGUGGCAAGUCUUGGUUCGAAUUCGCCGAGGAGGGUCUUAGAGCAACUGCAGCCCAUCUGGAGCGCAAGGAUUCCAACAAACAACUGCUGCAACAGCAACAGAAGCUGCCAUCCACCGCAGCAGUGGCGGUUCGUGAGUCACCGAAACAAAAACAAGAGGUAACAAAACCUAAAACUCCAACCACCAAACCUAGAACUCCGACACAAAGAAAACUCUCUGGUCAUUGGAUUGACUUUGAAAAUAUUCCAGAAAAACGAAAACCCCCCAAGAAAAUAACCACCUUGCCAAGGGACAGCACCAGUGGGAAGACCUCCUCAACUCGAUCCGCGGCUCAUGGGAAAACUCUGCCGGGCAGCGGCUCUGGCAGCGGAGGAAAUGCCAGCGCUGCCUUCACGACACACCAAGCAUUCGAAGCACAACACAAACCCCCACCACCGGAUGUAACAGCCACAGGAACUGCAACCACAUCAACGGCAUCUACCAAUCAAUCGACCACAGAUGGCGCUGGCACUCCCCACUAUGACUAUGUGAAACCAGAAGACUGCCAAUGUGAAUGUCAUGAAACCAAAACGAAAGAAGCACAUGCCACCGGCUCCUCCAGCACCACUGGUCCAGCAGGGGCUACACAUUGCACUGGCACUGCUGCCGCGACAUCAGCAGCAGCAACAACAACAAGCAACACUACUAAAGCACAACAGGGUGUAGAUCUCUUGCAACAGGGUGAGGAUAUGCUACCACUAUUGAGUCAGGACUCCCAUGAUGGCAUCGAACCAAGUGACUCUUCACGUGAAUUUAGCUGUUACACAGAUGAUGAAAUGGAUUUACCAACACGUAGUUCUAGUCGUUCCAAAAGUAGUUCUUCAAGGGUGGAUGAAUUUCCCCGUCGUGAUGUCCCAGCUCACAAUACUAGACAUAAGAAAUUUCCCGAUAAAUAGAAGUAAGUGGUGUCGUUAUCCUCUACCCGAGAUAAACAAAAAAAAACCUAAAAACCAAAGGCAACAGAGAUCAACCAACAAUUAGGCUAAAUGAAAAUGUUCCAGUUUCCUCUAUAGAAAAAUUGAAAUUUUUUUUAGUGGAAAUUAAAUUUAAUCAACUGCGUACAUAUCUACGUAGAGUCGUGGUAUUACUUUUUGUUUGUCUUUGUUUUAUAUUUUUGUAUAUUUUCUAGAAAUCGUUGCAUACUUUUGGGCAAAUGUGAAUAUUAUAUUAAGUAGUGGUGCAAAGAGUUUUCUCACUAUAAGACUAGUUUUAUGUGUAUUUAUUCAAAUGAUAAAAAGUCUGGCCACUAGCUAAGUGCCGUGAUAGAACUAAGCCAAUGUUGUUGUUAUGCGAAUAUUAACAAAUGAAUCUACAUAAACCCCAAAACAAUUUCAAUAGGAUAUGUUUUCUUAUGAACUUUGUAGAACAAUUUUCUAAAUGACUUCUAUGUAACCCCUUUGGUAGACUAUAAUCAAACUAAACAAUUGGCAAUUUUCUUUUUUUAAACCAAAUAUCUACUUUAGUUGUUAGUUUUUAUUGAAAAGUUGUUUAGAAUAAGCAACUGAAUAGGAUGCCAGAAAUAAAUUAUGAAAUUUUGAGAAAAAGUUUAUUGAAAAUUUCUAAAGAAGAGUGAAUCUUCUAAGCCUUUGUAAAUGCUGUCCUUCUGUAAAAUUUGCUGUGGUUUAAAAUAUGGUUAUAAGGCUAUAAACCCUGAAAUUAUAAUUAUUAACGUAACAGUAUAACACUUUGGUCAAAGGUUUUGAAGUAGCCUUCCAUUAAUUUCCUUUACGAACAUAUUAUUUCUGUGAUUUUAUUGUUGACCUAUGAAAUUUUAUAACUCUGUCUUCUUGGUUUAGCUCGAGGUCAUCGAACAAUGUACAAAAAUAGGUGUUGAUAUUUUAUAUAAUUGUUUUAUAUGUAAUUUUUACCGAUAUUUCGACCACCGCCGGUGAUCUUCCUCGGGGUUUUAAAUUUUGAAACAAAACAAUCGACUUUUCCUUUAUAGCGCACAGUCGAUCUUGUAAAUUGUUCGAUGACCUCGAGCCAAACCAAGAAGACAAAGUUAUAACAUAUUAUUUCCUUGAAAGAAAACAUUUAAAACAACAAACUAGCAUCCCAAUAGUAUGAAUCGGGAAAACACAGGCAUUAAAACCACCUUCUUCAAAGUGUUAUACUUAUACCAAAUUAUAACGAAUUCAGUUUGCCUUUAAUUGAUAGUUCUUUUACAUUUUCCUUACGUCAAACUUACAAUCGGAUAAUAGUAUAACAAUUGGAACAGCAAAUUAGGCGAAUGUGUUUGUUUAACAUUGAUUUACAUAAAUAAAAUACUACUGUUGUUGAAAUAGCCUUAUAGCAAUACAGCAAUUUCCCAUCUGAAUUUCUAAUUCAAUCGAUAGUUUUAACUAAUAUUAUAGUUAAAUAAGUAAAAGCGUACUAAGUUCGGCCGGGGGGAAUAUUAUAUACACUCCACCAUAGAUCGAUGCUUACAUUAGAAAAAUGGGAUUUUCGCCUUUUCCUAACACAAGUGCUGCCAAUUAAUGAUAUAACCAUAGUUUUUUCUUUGUGGACUAUAUCUUAAACUCUUUUAAAAUUAAUCAAUAUAAUUUUAUGGCAAUGCUAAUUUUGCCCAUGAACAUUCCAAUAAGGAACAGGGGCAAACUUCUGUAGAAUUUUCAUGGGCUAAAUUUGCAUUUGCAUUUACAAUAAAAAAUGGAAUAUAUGCUGAAUAUGCCCAUAUUUGAAAUGGAUUAUUCAACGAACUAAAUGUGUGAAAUUUAUUGUAUACUGAGGCAUACUUUUUGAACUACAUUUGAAAUUCUCCUACAUAUAUGUGCGAUAGACUAUAAGCGGAAACUACUGUAUAAGCGAAAUUCUCUUUGGACUAUAUCCGAAAUUCUACAAUAUGUGCGAUGGACUAUUAAAAGAAAAUUACUAUAUAUGUAUUCUUAAAUUUAGUUCUUCAAUAAAAUGAAAUUACAUUUUUAUUUUGAUUCCCUUGCAGUAUAUUGUCCGGCUUUAGACCAUUGUUUAAUGCUUUCUAUUCACAGAAUAGUAUAGCAAAAUGCAUUUAAAAGUCGGCAUUUUUUAUAAUCAUUAUAACUUUUUUGCUUUACUCUGCUAGAUGAAAAAUUUUAAUGACUUAUUUCUGGAAUCGUUAGUCAGUUGCUUUAUUUUUUAUAGAAUACAAAUUAGACGAGUUUAUAUAGAAUCAGGGAACUUUUUUUAGAUAUUGUUUUUUUUUUAACAUUUAUCAAAUUUCUAAUAUAAAAGGGAUUUUUGUUCAAACGAUAACUGAAAACAGCAAAAAUAUGAAGUGAAUUGUUAAAAGUUAUGACUCCCCCAAAACGAUAAACAAAAUAAAAAAGGAAAAUGUAAACAACAAAGCAAAACUGCCAUCACAAUGGUACAUUAAACUAUAUACAUACACAACUCUACAUACAUGAAAGACAUGAACUACUACAGGUCGGCAUAAACUUUCAUACACACAAACAAAGGAACUAUGUAACAAAAGUAAACAAAUACAUAAUAACAUAAACAGACACAUACACAUACAAAAAUAUAUACAAAUACUAAAAACAUGGUCUAAUAACAUGCAAACUAUAGCAAUAUAUUUGAAACAAUAUACAUACAUCUAUAUAUGAAACAUAUACAUAUAUAUAUAUAUAUAAAUAUACCCAAAUACAUAAAAACAACAUGCUAAACACAAGAUAAACAACAAUUAGACUUUUAACCCCCUAAAUAACUCAAACGUAACUGAAUAAAAUAAAACAAAAAAAUAUAAAACCCCUAACUUGCAUAUGUGAAAUAAAACGAAUAAUGAACAUUAACAGAAUUCUUUAAAUAUGUAUUUUUAAUAAUUUUUAUAAGUGUAUUCCAAACCACCCACAAAUCCCUGUAAUAAUCCUUGAUAUCCUUUCACUAACUUUGUUCACCUAAUUUUCAUAUUAACUCUUGUCUUUGUGUUACAAAACAUUUAACCUUUAAGAAAUGCUCAUAUGCGCCUCUAGAUAGUGAAACAUUCACACGGAAAAACAAAAAUGCAGCAGACAUUCAAAAAAAACGAAAAAUUAAAACAACCAACAACUAGAAAAUCACUAUAAAACUUUAAACUAGAAACAUACAUAUGUAUUGAACUUAAACAAUUUAUAUGAGAUAAUGUAAAAGAAAAUCAUCUUAAAUUUCGACUAUACACUUUAAUAAAAAAUUAAGAAGAAAAAGAAAUACGGUCUAAAGACAAGCCUAAAGAGUAACAUAAAUUGAAAUUAAUCGAUAAAUUUUGUUAUUAUAAUACAAUACUUAUGGUUUUAAAUGUUUUCAUUAGCAAUGAACAAAAGAGGAAGAGAACAACUUAUACCAAUUUUCUUAACUAAAUUCUUUUUAAUUUUUUCUAGCUUAACUGACAAGAUAUUUGUUGGAGAAGUAUCAAAGAAAUUUAAUUAUUAAUAGGAUAUUUCAAAUUAUAAUCUUUAAAUUUAAACAAAUGCAUUUUUCUGCUUGAGUUGAGUUUUUAAAAUACCCUGCAGCUCUAGAAGCUCAAAAUGUCAAAGCAGAACAUUUUUUUUACAACUUCAUAGACCACAGAAGAAUCUAUUAUGUCUAGGAUAAAGAGUGGCAAUAUAAUAAAUUGUAAAUCAUAUGAAAACAACCUUUUAUUGAAUAGAAAACAAAUUUUCCUAACAACAUCAUAGAACCAAUUACGUCUAAGAUAAAGAGUGGCAAUAUAACAUAUUGUAAAUCGUAUGAAAUUAACCUCUUAUUGCAUAGAAGAAGUAAAUUUGAGAUAUUACUGGCCGAUUGGUUAUGUUUCAUUUAAAGAAUACGUUUGAUCUGUGUAACAUUUGUUCAAAAAUUUAAAGCUGGCAACAUAAGGUUCUUAACGAAUCUAUGUUAUACCAUUCAUGUAGAAUAUUUGUAAUUUACAUUUGAAAACCCUCCUUUGAAGCACCGCAUUGCGUAGGCGUAGAGGUUGGAUUCUUUUUAUACCCAUGCUUCCUUACUGUAACUACAUUUUGAUGAUGGGGAUACUAGAACCUUGCACUGGUAAUCCGAGCUUACUGCCGUAUCAGUGAACGGGAAGCUAGUACUUGAUCAAAUAUAGAGUUUUCAAAGAAACUUCAAAGAGGGAAUCAAGAACUACAUUUUGAGGAACGGUAUACAAGCCUCUGGUGCGGAUCAAAACCAGAACCUUGCACCGGUAAUCCAAGCUUACUGCCGAAUCAGUGAACGGGGAAGCUAGUAGUUGACCAAAUAUUGAGUAGUCAAAGAAACUUCGAAGAAGGAAUCAAGAAAGCUCUCAAUGAGCUCUACUUUUGUUGUAAAUAGAUAGUAAAGAGUAAAGGACUUAGGUCGGAAGCAACACACUGCAUUUAUGUAACUACGGUUGGUUCGUAAGUAAGAAAUACUUAGAAAAAACAAGAAAUACUUACUUGUUUUUCGUUUUGGCCUUGGGAGAAGUUUUCACAGGAUUAAAGAAACAGUGUAAAGUAUUGCGUCGGUAGCAAUCUCUUUUGACGUUCGGACUUGACUAUAAAAAGGAGGUCCCUUAUCAUUGAGCUUAAGCGUGAAUCGGACAGCAAUCAUGGAUAUGUGGGAAGUUUGCCCACUUAUUGGAAUAUUCGUGUGCAAAUUAGCAGACUUCUACACGUUUAUACUAAUACUGUGGGAACAACGCAAUACCGCAUACCGCGCCAUAUGAGGGUAGAGGAAAAUAAGUUUGCUAGGAGGAUAUUACUUAUGAACUAGAUAUACAGGGUAGCCGACACGAUACAUAUAUAUGACCACAUAUUUAUACCCUACACCACCACUGUGGUACAGGGUAUUAUAACUUUGUGCAUUUGUUCGCAAUGCUUAGAAGGAGAACAGCUAGACCCAUUGACAAGUAUACCGAACGGCUUAGAAUCACUUCCGGAUUAAAAUUAGCUAUGUCCGCUGGUCUGUCCAUGUAUUCUAAGUGUCUUUUUUGGCCCAAGGACGAACACUAUUGAUUUUGAAUAAAAUCGGAUCAGAUUUAGAUAUAGUUCCCAUAUUUAUCUUUCAUCCGAUAUGGAUUUUUAAGGCUAUAAUAGCCACAAUUUUAGUCCGAUCUUCAGAAAAUUUGGCAUGGGGUGUUUUAUUCGAUGUCAGUCCAGAUUUGGAUAUAGUUCCCAUAUAUAUGUUCGUACGAUUUGGACUAGUAUUGUAAUAAUUUGGUCAUUUCUUAACCGAUUCGCACGAAAAUUGGCACAAUGGAUUACCUUAUGAUCCCCGGUAUAGCUUUGAAUUUAAUAGAAAUCGGUUUAGAUUUAGAUAUAGCUCCGAUAUAUAUUUUCGUCCGAUUUUGAAUGAUAUCAUUCAGUAAUUUGUUUGUUUGUUAUGAAGGCUUCUCUUACAACCCUUCCGAUGACUGAUGAACUUUAUCGAAAUUUGUUCUGUUUUAGAUAUAGUUCCCAUAUAAGUGAAAAUCGGGAGAUGCAUUGAGGCCUUUGCUAAUGAAUUGAUUGCGAUUUACUCUAUGGCUGCUACAAUAUGUACAGAUUUUGAUCGAAAUUCUACAUAACAAAUUUUAAAUUCGACGACUUAGCCGCUAGCCCAUGCUUACUUGUUUACAAUGCUAUCGUCGUCAUACAGCUCGUGGUUCAUACGACGCCUACAUUCUCCAUUAACGCAGAAUGGUCCAUAUAUAUUAUAUAGAACUGGAAUCGGGCAUGGGAACUUCUGCUUGACUUUUAAAGAAAAAAAAAAGGAUUAUAAACGGUCAAAUGCCUUCCGUUAAUGGCCAUACAGUCUUCUUGUCUUUCUGGUCUACUGUAGGAACUCGAAAGGGAAAAUUCUAGCUAACAUUGUAGAGUACCAAAAAAGGGCUUUUUUAUAUUCCCUUCUAAAAAUUUCCAUUUGGCCCAAGCUUCAAUCGAAAGCUUUGCUUCUUGGCUUCUGGGAGUAGAGCUGACAAAAUAUCGAUAAUCGCAACGUUCGAUAUUUUCGAUAGUUUUCGAUACUAUCGAUAAUUUCGCAUCACCUAUAUUUCAAACGAAAAUGAGAAAUAAAAAUCUGGAGAUCGAUUUAUUUAAAAGCAAUAUCAAUGUACAGACCAAAUAAAACCAAGGUUAAAAAGUCAGUUGGAAGUAAUGAGAGAAAUCAUUGUACAAAAUGUUAGUCGAAUCGGACGGAGAUCGCACCCUCUGUAGGCGCAAUGUAUUUUGAAUUAUUGCCCAUUUUUGUUAUUCAGUCAAAAAAUUAAAUAUCGAUAGUGACAUCGAUAUUUUGCCAGCUCUAUCUGGGUGUCGAUAUUUUCUAUGAAACAGGUUUUUAUAAAUUUUCAUUAUGAGUCAAAGCUCUUAAGCCGUGAAACAUUCUCAGUUUACACAUGAAUUAUUGCGGGGUAUUAAAAACGCUUCUCAGAUAAUUCUUGUCAAAUACUAUGUAUGUCCAAUUGACUAUUAUAAUUUAAAAAAAAAAAUCUUUUUAUAUUUGAGUUUUUACACCGUUCAUUUCUUUUAAACAAAAAACGAAAAUUUCGAUAAAAACCCAAACCUUGGAUGCCUCUUGAAACUUAAUAAAUUUCAAAAUACAUACAGAAAAUACUAUUAAUACUUAUACUAACUGUAUAUUUAGUCUGACAUUUUUGUAAAACAUUUUCUUCACACACAGACACACACAAAAUGAAUUCAUACAACAUUACUUAAAAAAACUA
Messenger RNA from Stomoxys calcitrans (stable fly), 12161 nucleotides. Its product is annotated as serine-rich adhesin for platelets. Lineage: Eukaryota; Metazoa; Arthropoda; Insecta; Diptera; Muscidae. The coding region runs from base 139 to 5448 and encodes 1769 amino acids. The record is from RefSeq and is a predicted model, not a curated record. The transcript is spliced from 7 exons.